This is a messenger RNA of Emiliania huxleyi CCMP1516, 1035 nucleotides long. RefSeq lists its product as hypothetical. The record is from RefSeq and is a predicted model, not a curated record. Bases 1 to 1035 code for a protein of 344 amino acids. NCBI's taxonomy places the organism in Eukaryota, Haptophyta, Isochrysidales, Noelaerhabdaceae. The transcript has a single exon.
AUGCUCUCGCGAAGAGGCACUUGCAGCGCAGGUGGAUGGGCGCCGCUGAGAGCAGGUAGUCCGGCAGAUGGCCCAAACUGCACGUACAUUGGCCGACGCGACUGGCACGGUGCUCUCUUGGUUGGCUCGUGCGCGCGCAAUGUGCGCCCCGCGCUUGAGCAGCACCAGCGAGCAUGGGUCACCUCGCUGCUAGAUCGCACGGCUGGCAGCCUGCUGAUUUUUGAGGACGAGCAGCGCGCGGGCGACCCAGACGGCACGCGCGCAGCGUUGCGAGGGUGGGCGGCAGCUGAUGACCGCGUGCGGCUGCUUCUUGCGCAGCCGCUCCUGUACCCGCAAUGGUCGCGCACCCAGCGGCUGGCGCUCUGCCGCAACCAGCUGGUACGUGAGGCAGCCGCCUCGCUGUCUGCCCACGGCACUUUCCUGUCACUCGACCUCGAUUGCCAUGCACCACCCGUGGACCAACUCGUUCGCGUGAUAGCGUCGAUGGCCACGCAGCCGUGGGAUGUGCUGACGGUAAACACACGGGCACCCACCCUUUACUACGACCGGUGGGCGUUGCGUUCGAAUACCCUCGGCCUCAACUACGAUUGCUGGUUCAAUUCGACGCAGCGCAAGAUGCACGGCAGCUGUCCAGAGUAUGCGAUCACCAUAGACCCGGCUGCGCCCACGCUUGCCGUCGAUUCCGCAUUCAAUGGCCUGGGCCUCUACCGCGCCGCCGCCUUGCGCAGCGGAGCCGACUGCCGCUAUCGCGGGACGAAGAACUCGUACAUGUGCGAGCACGUACCGUAUCACCUGUGCCUGCGGAAGCACCGCUUGGCCAUCGGUGUGCUGCCCUCACUCGCUACUGCCUGCGGCGCGCCAAUCCUCUCACGUCGGCGCCGGCACAUUCACUACCUGGCAAAUGGCAGUGUACAGAUGGAGGCCUACGCUGCUUCGAUAGACCCCUCGGGCAAGUCGAAGAAGUCGAUGAAGCACCAUAAGCCUCGUCCUCGAGAAGCGCAACGCCACCCUACUGGCCAUCGCCCAUCCCCUUGA